This is a messenger RNA of Acanthamoeba castellanii str. Neff, 735 nucleotides long. RefSeq lists its product as uncharacterized. The record is from RefSeq and is a predicted model, not a curated record. The coding region runs from base 1 to 735 and encodes 244 amino acids. The transcript has a single exon. Lineage: Eukaryota; Discosea; Longamoebia; Acanthamoebidae.
AUGCGGGCGGCACUUCUCUACUGUGCGGUGGUGGCGGCUUUGGCGCUUACGGUUGUGGCUGCGGCUCCGUCCAGGCCGUCGUUCCCGUCGGCCUACCGGGCCACCUUCUCCAACCUCCUGGUGUUCACGUCGGACUUCAACCUCACCACCACCAACGGCCUCCUCGCCGUGAGCCAGGCGCUCCAGGCCUACAAGCAGUCGGGCAUCAUCUACGGCGUCAGCGCUACCACCCUCAAUCUCUACCAGCAGCACAUCUCCUACGUGUGGACCGCGCGCUCGUGCUCCAAGAAGCCCCUGAGCAACACCUACCAGGGGGCCGACCCGCUACAGAUGAUUCGUUACACAUCUUUCGCGGGGGCGGUGCGGGUGAACAACGUACAAACGCAGGUGUGGCUCUUCGAGAACGCCAACAGGGACGUGCGCGUCGCCAUCUACGUCACCGACAACGCGCGACAGACGCCGGUGCGCCUCUUCCUCGAGACCUACGGCGUGGGCGUCCAGAUCGACUACUCGAGCUUCACCGCCGGCGCGUCGUCGAGCGACUUCCAGACGCCCAAGGCGUGCAGCACCACGGCCCGCCAGCCGCACGAGCAGCAGGAGGAGGGACGCGUCCACGCGGUGGCGGCGUCGGUGGCGGCCAAGCGCUCGUCUCUGCCCGAGAGCCUCGAGGCGGAACCCCACGCCAGCGGCCUCGCCGCGGUCCACGCCGCCCUCGCCAGCAUGCAGUUGCCCUAA